AUGGACGGGUACCUACACACGCCGGCAGCCGCGCCACAUGAGCAGGUAGGCCCGGCAGAGACCGGCUCCCCGCCACGUGCACAGCCCCCAGAGCCCGAUACACCCACCCUGGCCGACAUCAGCGCUGACAUCAGGGCGCUAGCAGCCCAGAUGGUCACAAAAAAUGACCUCCAAGCCCUCUCAGACAACCUCCAUGCCGCAAUCCGCUUUGAGGUGGCGGCCCUGCGGUCAGAGGUCACAGCACAGGAAGGCAGACUCCAAACCCUGGAAGAAGCAGUGAGAGGGGUGACGGAGAGAGCAGGGACCAACACCACUGCAGCCACAAGACAAGGGCAAAUGCUACUGGCCCUCGGACGCCAGACAGAGGACCUGGACAACAGGGGCCGACGCUCCAACAUCCGCGUGCGCGGAAUACCUGAGCCAGCCACUGAGGAAGAUGUGGAGGUCACGCUAAGAGCCCUAUUCCGUGAGAUUCUGGGAGCUGACAUGCCGGAUAACAUGGCAUUUGACCGGGCACACAGAGCUAAUAGACCCAGGCCAGCAGAUAACACACCACGAGACGUCAUCUGCUGCCUACAUAACUACAAGCAUAAAGAAAAAAUAAGCUCGCUCCAGACCACUGUGGAGGUUCCGCGGUGCAGACGUGGCCCUGUACCAAGACCUAUCACCGCUCACACUCGACGCCCGCAGGGCCCUGCGUCCCAUCACAUCGCUACUCAGAGAGAGAAACAUCCCAUACAAAUAGGGUUUCCCCUUUGCCCUGCUUGCCAGAUGUCAAAACGAAUGGGUACCCCUACGCUGGCCGGAAGAGGGCCCAGAAUUCCUACGCCGUAUGGGCCUACCGCCCACUGAAAUAGCGGACUGGAUACUCGGACCCCUGGAGCAGAGACCUGGACCCUACACGCCUCGACAGCAGCGACGCCGUGGGGAGGACCCACCAAGACGCCCCAGUGCCCGCAGACGCCUGGAUCCAGCAGCACCCGAGGAAUAGCAAUAGUGACGAACUCCCCCCCCCGAUACAACCACCACCCCCACCUGGAGAUCCAGCAGAAAACCCCGCAUGCCCGAGAAACAUCUGGACACCGGACAAUG
This is a messenger RNA of Pelobates cultripes (western spadefoot toad), 1092 nucleotides long. NCBI's taxonomy places the organism in Eukaryota, Metazoa, Chordata, Amphibia, Anura, Pelobatidae. The record is from the annotation of a GenBank genome assembly.